Colletotrichum tamarilloi is the source of this 717-nucleotide messenger RNA. Its product is annotated as cytidine and deoxycytidylate deaminase zinc-binding region. Gene Ontology annotation, molecular function: catalytic activity. The transcript is spliced from 7 exons. Lineage: Eukaryota; Fungi; Ascomycota; Sordariomycetes; Glomerellales; Glomerellaceae. The record is from RefSeq and is a predicted model, not a curated record. Bases 1 to 717 code for a protein of 238 amino acids.
AUGCUCAUCUCACAAGUACUAUUGGCGCUGGGUGGAGUGAGUUUUGGCUCGGCGCAUUUCAUAGUUCCCAACGAUGACCAGGAUAUGUCCGGUCUCACGGUCAACUCGAUCCCAGCAGCGAAACGAGUCGAGUACAUGCAAAAGGCGAACGAGGCGCUCUUCCGGCAAAGCGGACCUUGCCCCUUUGCCGCAUUUGGAACCAUCAUCGUCAACCACACCAGCGACGAAGUUGUCUGCGAGGGAGCAAAUUUCCGAACUGGCGACCCUACUAUUCACGGAGAGAUCUCAGCCAUCAACGCAUGCACAGCCAAGUUUGCUGAACAGGGCAUGACGCCAACGCAGAUCUAUGCCGCAUGGGGAGAGCUAUCAAUCUACACGAACGCCGAGUCGUGUCCAAUGGUAUGUGCUUCAAGUUACCAGGAAGCUGGCAUCAUCGAAUACGUUUAUGGGACCACCAUCCAACACAACUACAACGUCGGCUGGGGUGUCAUGACUCUCAGCAGUUACGACGUUUUCCAGCAAUCUCGCCAGCUGCCUGGCUGUCAAACGUCCAUGAUCGGACAGAUCCUCACAAACGAGACGGACCCUCUCUUCUCAUGGCAGUACAACGCAAGCGCGCCUUGUCCGAACGAUUGUUUUCGUGUCCCAAGCGCGACUCGAGGCGGAACGACCUGCUCCAAUGUUACUAUCUCCCGAAGGGACUAUGAGGGGCUGUAG